UAUCUGUCAUUCUCAUCUGGUUGCUCGUGUAAGCGAUCGUUGGGGAUUUUAUUUUUGAUUAUUUUGGCUUUAUUGUUUGAUUUAUCAAAUUGUUGAUUGUUAAGUAACAAGCUCUGACCAUAUCAUUAUAGGAAUACUAUGUCGGUGAUGGAGUUUCUCAAGGAUCUACCGUCGUACGACGAGCACAACUUCACAUUAUUCAAUACGGAUCAUGGAAUUAGAAAUUGUUCUAAAAGACCGUCGAUUUAUUUACCAACUAAGGAUAUACCAUCUGAACAAAUAAUUGUAACAGAAAAAACAAAUAUACUGUUAAGAUAUCUACACCAGCAAUGGGAGAAAAAGAACAACAACUCACCAAAGAAGCGUGACCAGAGCCACAUUGAACAGAAUGGCGAGGAGAGCCGACCUCGCAAGAGGCCGUGUCUCAACUCCCCGCUCAACUGAAGCCCUGCCAGCGAGCCAGCAGUUAGUUUGUGCUUCAGUUAUAGACUUUACAGAGUGUACUGCAUUUUUGUAUCGAGAUUUGUAUUCCACAUUUUUAGGUCAAAUUAUACAUUGAUUCUCGAAACGCAUUGGUCUCAUGUUUUUUGGGAAGAAUAACACUAUCACAGUCAAGUGCCAUUACAUAGGAAUCUUUGAAUAAGUUCUCAUAAUGUGUGGCUGUAAGUUAUUAUUAUAUUUCAGUGGAAAAUUGAUAAUCAAAGUAUGAAUUAUAUUCAUUCCAUGUUUUAUAAUUAAGUUUUUUUAUUCAACAUAAACCUCUUUGGAGA
Molecule: messenger RNA, 770 nt
Organism: Helicoverpa armigera (cotton bollworm)
Lineage: Eukaryota; Metazoa; Arthropoda; Insecta; Lepidoptera; Noctuidae
Product: DET1- and DDB1-associated protein 1
Exons: 4
Coding region: 139-444 (101 amino acids)
Biological process (GO): positive regulation of proteasomal ubiquitin-dependent protein catabolic process
Cellular component (GO): Cul4-RING E3 ubiquitin ligase complex
Source: RefSeq, a predicted model, not a curated record